GUUAUAUUAUAGAUAUAUUAAUAUAUGUAAGAUAAAAAUAAGAAAUAAAGUGAUGUGAUGGAGAGGUAUAUAUAAUGGUGGGUGGUAUUAACGUUUUUUGCUCGAAAACAAUCGUUGCUCACUUACAGUCAGACAGUGCAAUUGCAAUAAUGGGUUCCUUCGCUUUUGUGUGGAUGAUGAUCUUCCUCAUCUCCUUCUCCAAUCUCCACUUUCCCACCUUUUCUCACUCCCCAAACAACCUCACCCUCUUCGGCGAUGCUUUCUUUAGCAACGCUUCCAUUGUUCUUACUCAAGAACUCAACUCUUGUUCUUCUUCUUCAUUGGCCUCUUUCAAUGGCGUUGGAGGAGCUCUCUACGCAGACCCAAUACGCUUCGUCGACUCUGAAACAAACGACACAGCGUCUUUUUCAUCGGUCUUCUCCUUCUCCAUUACGCCCUCUCCGUUCUGUUCCCCCGGCGACGGCAUAUCCUUCCUCAUAGCUCCCGACCAAGAUUCUUUCAGCUCAUUCAAAGGCCACAUCGGUCUUCCGAGGCCUUUUGUUGUUAAAGAUCCCUUCUUUGCUGUUGAGUACGACACAAGCUUCGAUCCACUGCUCGGAGACGUUAACGGAAACCACAUCGGAGUCGAUCUCAACAGUGUCGUUUCAGUCUCCUCCGUCGAUUUAACUCCGAAAGGUGUCAACUUGAAAAGUGGGAAAACCAUAAAGACUUGGAUUGAGUACAGAAACCCAAUCAAGAUGAUUCGUAUUUGGGUUGGCUACUCUGCUGUAAGGCCUACCAAUCCUGUUCUUGUCGCCAGACUCGAUCUUUCUCAGAUACUCAAGGAGUAUAUGUACGUGGGUUUCUCUAGUUCCAAUGGCCAAGGCUCUUCUCUCCAUGUGCUUGACAAAUGGCGUUUCAAGAUUUAUCACGGCUCAUUCACCAUUCCUUUGGAUAUUGUUGAAGAAGGAGAUUGCUUUGUUUGCUCUCCAGAUGAUGAACACUCUGCCACUGCCACUGCCACUCAUAAAUCGGAACAAGAAAAGUUUGUUCUUGGUGUUGGAUGCUUAGUUACUUUGGUAAUUUCAAUUAUAGCCAUUGUUCUUGUGGUAAUUUUCAAAAAGAUUCAGGAAAGAAAGAUUGUUGUUAUUAACAACAAUACUUUUGGUGCUAAUCCACGGAUUCAAACCAGAUCAUCAGUGAACACUAAUUUUGCUGCUGAGAGGAUUCAAGCCAACAGAGUCCCAACAAGAUUGUCACUAGCAGAGAUCAAAUCAGCCACCAUGUGUUUUGCUCCAAACCGAAUAGUUGGGGAAGGAGCCUCUGCAACUGUCUACAAAGGGUGUCUUCCUCAUGGUCCUCAAGUUGCUGUGAAAAGGUUUCAACGUGUGAGUGGGAUUGGCAGUUGGCGCAAUCCUUUCACCACUGAGUUUGCAACAAUGGUUGGUUGCUUAAAGCACAAGAAUUUAAUCCAACUCCAGGGAUGGUGCUGUGAAGGAUCUGAAUUAGUGCUUGUGUACGAGUACAUGCCAAAUGGAAGCCUUGACAAAAUCCUCCACAACAAAACAAGGUCAGCCAUUGUCCUUACAUGGACUCAGAGACAGAAAAUAGCUAUUGGGGUAGCUUCAGCUCUUACUUAUCUGCACCAAGAUUGUGAGAGACAGAUCAUCCACAGAGAUGUAAAGUCAUGUAACAUAAUGCUGGAUGAAAAUUUCAAUGCCAAACUUGGGGAUUUCGGUUUGGCACAAGUGUACGAACACAGUCCUGGUGGUGGGGGUGGUGAUCAUGAGUCGAGAAAUGCCACCAUACCAGCAGGAACACUGGGAUAUCUAGCUCCGGAGUACGUGUACACAGGUGUGCCUAGCUCGAAAACCGAUGCGUACAGCUUUGGAGUGGUUGUUUUGGAAUUGGUAACAGGGAAGAGGGCAGUGGAUGAAGAUGGUAAGUCUGUAGUUGAUUGGGUGUGGGAGCUGUGGGGGAAGGGAAUGAUAGUUGAUGCUGCUGAUGUGAGGCUUAGGGGGAAAGUUAAGAAUGAGGAGUUGAUGCGGAUGUUGGUUGUGGGACUUGCUUGUGUCCAUCCCAAUCAUGUCAAAAGGCUAAGUGUGAAACAAGCUGCAAGGGUUCUCAAAGGUGAAGCCUCACUCCCUCUUCUCCCACCAUGCAAACCAAGGUUUAAGCUUCGACCUGUUAAUGCUGUUCCCUCUGAAUCAUCAUCUGCUGCAUCUCAGAUCUCUAAGACCACCUCUAACACUGAUCCAUUUCUUACUCCCAUGAGUAAUUUUGGAUAGAUACUGUUUCAACAAAAGUAUGAAAGUGUUCUAGUGAGAGUGUAAAGUGAAAAAAGUCACAUGUAGUAUCUAAAUUAGUGACUUUUUAUUUUAGUUUUUACCAUAUUUUAAUACUCUUAAAAACAGUAGCUUUUGAGCUACUAAUUAAGUUGUAAUUAAACAGUAUUUUUUACCAUAGUUGUGUUUAAGUUGCAUUGUUAUUAUUAAUAUAUAAAUACGCAAUUUAAAAGUAA
Molecule: messenger RNA, 2500 nt
Organism: Cannabis sativa
Lineage: Eukaryota; Viridiplantae; Streptophyta; Magnoliopsida; Rosales; Cannabaceae
Product: L-type lectin-domain containing receptor kinase S.6-like
Exons: 1
Coding region: 75-2267 (730 amino acids)
Biological process (GO): protein phosphorylation
Cellular component (GO): plasma membrane
Molecular function (GO): carbohydrate binding; protein kinase activity; ATP binding
Source: RefSeq, a predicted model, not a curated record